This is a messenger RNA of Lates calcarifer (barramundi perch), 6176 nucleotides long. RefSeq names its product glutamate receptor 2. Bases 179 to 2869 code for a protein of 896 amino acids. Gene Ontology annotation, molecular function: transmitter-gated monoatomic ion channel activity involved in regulation of postsynaptic membrane potential; AMPA glutamate receptor activity. Gene Ontology annotation, biological process: modulation of chemical synaptic transmission; monoatomic ion transport; synaptic transmission, glutamatergic. The transcript has 19 exons. Gene Ontology annotation, cellular component: AMPA glutamate receptor complex; plasma membrane; postsynaptic membrane. Lineage: Eukaryota; Metazoa; Chordata; Actinopteri; Centropomidae. The record is from RefSeq and is a predicted model, not a curated record.
UAUUCCUUGGCAAUCCUCAGCGCGCGCCCCCAGUCCAGCAGCAGCAACGGCACGCGCAUCUCAAAAGAGAGGAUAGGACAUCCGCAGAGCUCGAGACGCUUCUGAGCGAUCCUGGAAUCACGCCAUGAACUCGCACCGUGUGUGAUGGAGGUAAUGUUUCGGUAGGAACCGCUAUCGUAUGCUGCUGUGGCUUCGCGUGAGGAGCAUUAACACCACCAUGAAGCUGCUGUUAAUGGUGACACUGUUGUGGCGCGAGGCAUUGUGCGGAUCUCCGAGCGUCCAGAUCGGUGGUUUAUUCCCCAGGGGUGCAGAUCAGGAGUACAGUGCAUUCAGAGUUGGCAUGGUUCAGUUUGGGAUGGCAGAUUUCAGACUGACUCCACAUAUAGACAACCUGGAGGUGGCCAACAGCUUUGCUGUCACUAACUGCUUUUGUUCCCAGUUCUCUCGAGGUGUCUAUGCCAUAUUUGGCUUCUAUGACAAGAAGUCAGUAAACACCAUCACAUCCUUCUGUGAGACACUUCAUGUCUCCUUCAUCACACCCUCUUUUCCAGCAGAAGGAAUGAAUCAGUUUGUUCUCCAGAUGAGGCCAGACAUCAAGGGGCCACUGGUUUCAUUAGUUGAAUACUACAAAUGGGAAAAGUUUGCCUAUCUAUACGACAGUGAUAGAGGUCUUUCUACUCUUCAGGUAAUACUGGACACUGCAGCAGAGAAAAAAUGGGUUGUCACAGCCAUAAAUGUGGGAAACCUGAAAGACGAGAGGAAGGAUGAAGCCUAUCGCUCCCUGUUUCAGGACCUGGAGAUCCGCAAGGAGCGACGCAUCAUCUUGGACUGUGAACAAGACAAAGUCAAAGACAUCAUGGAACAGGUGAUCACUAUAGGCAGGCAUGUAAAGGGAUAUCACUAUAUCAUCGCCAACUUGGGUUUUGUAGAUGGUGACCUCUCUAAAAUCCAGUAUGGAGGUGCAAAUGUGUCUGGGUUUCAAAUAGUAGAUUUUGAUGAUCCUGUAGUAGCAAAGUUUGACCAACGAUGGGAGGCUCUUGAAGAGAAGGAGUAUCCUGGAGCUGAUACACGGAUCAGAUAUACCUCAGCCCUCACCUAUGACGCUGUCCACGUAAUGACUGAGGCAUUCCGCUUCCUUUAUAAGCAGAGAAUAGAUAUGAGUCGUCGUGGCAACAAUGGGGACUGUCUGGCCAAUCCAGCUGUACCCUGGGCACAGGGGGUGGAGAUUGAACGUGCCCUCAAACAGGUGCGUGUAGAUGGUUUAACAGGGAACAUUCAGUUUGACCAGUACGGGAAGAGAAUCAACUACUCUGUGACAAUCAUGGAGCUGAAGAAUAAUGGACCUGUUAAGAUUGGCUAUUGGAAUGAGGUGGAUAAGAUGGUGGUGACAAAGUCAGACCUUUACCCUAAUGACACCAUGGGAAUGGAAAACAAGACAGUCAUUGUCACAACUAUUUUGGAAGCCCCCUAUGUGAUGCUGAAGAAAAAUGCUGAGCUAUUUCAAGACAAUGACCGUUAUGAAGGUUAUUGCGUCGACCUGGCUGCAGAGAUUGCAAAGCACUGUGGUAUACGCUACCAGUUAAGGAUUGUGGGAGAUGGCAAAUACGGAGCAAGAGAUGCAGAAACCAAGAUCUGGAAUGGUAUGGUUGGAGAGCUGGUGUAUGGGAAAGCAGAUAUAGCAGUUGCUCCCCUGACAAUCACUCUUGUUCGAGAGGAGGUGAUAGAUUUCUCCAAACCCUUCAUGUCUUUGGGAAUCUCCAUCAUGAUCAAAAAGCCACAGAAAUCCAAACCAGGAGUCUUCUCUUUUCUGGACCCACUGGCCUAUGAAAUCUGGAUGUGCAUUGUCUUUGCCUACAUAGGAGUUAGUGUUGUACUCUUUCUGGUAUCCAGAUUCAGCCCCUAUGAGUGGACAUUAGAGGAGCCAGAGGAUGGAGCAUUGCCGCUAACAACCGAAUCCACCAAUGAGUUUGGGAUUUUUAACUCCCUUUGGUUCUCUUUGGGUGCUUUUAUGCGGCAGGGUUGUGACAUCUCACCAAGGUCUCUGUCAGGUCGUAUAGUUGGGGGUGUGUGGUGGUUUUUCACGCUGAUCAUCAUUUCAUCAUAUACUGCCAACCUGGCUGCCUUUCUGACUGUGGAGAGGAUGGUUUCUCCCAUCGAGAGUGCUGAAGACCUGGCUAAACAGACAGAGAUAGCAUAUGGAACCCUGGACUCUGGAUCCACUAAGGAGUUCUUUAGGCGCUCUAAAAUCGCCUUAUUUGACAAGAUGUGGCAGUACAUGAAAUCAGCAGAACCUUCCGUCUUUGUCAAGAAAACAUCGGAGGGUGUUUUGCGUGUCAGGAAAUCCAAAGGGAAGUAUGCCUACCUGCUGGAAUCCACCAUGAACGAGUACAUUGAGCAGAGGAAACCCUGUGACACCAUGAAAGUGGGAGGAAACCUGGACUCCAAGGGCUACGGCAUUGCCACGCCCAAAGGAUCCCCAUUAAGAGUGCCAGUAAACCUUGCCGUAUUGAAACUGAAUGAGCAAGGGACCCUAGACAAGAUGAAAAACAAGUGGUGGUACGAUAAAGGAGAGUGUGGCUUCAAGGACUCCACCAAUAAGGAGAAGACCAGUGCUCUGUCUCUUAGUAAUGUAGCAGGGGUGUUCUACAUCCUCGUUGGAGGUCUGGGUCUGGCCAUGAUGGUAGCGCUGGUAGAGUUCUGCUACAAGAGUCGUGCUGAGGCCAAAAAAAUGAAGAUGAAAUUCACAGAUGCAAUGCGCUCCAAAGCUCGUCUGUCCAUCACAGGAUCGACCAGUGAGAAUGGCCGUGUCCCAGUGGCAUACCUCCGCCCAGGAUUACCCAUGAGCCUCAGCAUGACUGAUCUCUCCUGACCACACUCGAGUCAGUGCCUUACAGCCAGUCAAGACACAUAGUUCCUUACCCUUCGAAAGUAAAUGGAAAUGCUUGUCAUCUCCUUUGAUGACAAAUUACCACUCACAGAAGCUUAUCUGCCCUAAUUUUCAGUCUGGAGUUUAUCAUACCAUAUUUCUCAGAGGACUCGUGAUCUCACUCUUUAACAUCUAACCUAGCAAGACUGGACAGAUGUCCUCCAACCACUUGACUGUCAGGCAUCAGCAAAGACCUGCCCACCUAUGGAGGGAAUCACUUGACCGUCAGCAAGUAAUAGCUGGUCAUUUACAAAUUCAUGAAAAACAAGCACAGGGGACAGUUUUCUAAACAAACCCACAUCAUUGUUAUGUAGAUUUUUUGCCAUGGAGGUUCAUCUUGUAUAGAGAAUUAGUACAAUAGUGAUACUGACACUGAUGCAAUGACAGCAUUAAUAGGGGAUGUGAUUAGGAAUUACUGGAAUAAAAGCAGAAUCUUAAAAUGAGUGUAAGUGCUAUGAACAAAACUAAUGAAAAAUCACAUCUACAAAAUAAUAGUAAUUUGACAGAAGAUAAUGACACUGAUAUUAUUAGUAAUUGUUUAUUUCUGCCUGAAAAUCCCUUAUUAGUAGAGACUUUUACCAGACCCAGGAGAUACAUGGACUGGCGCGCGCACACACACACACACACACACACACACACACACACACACAAGAAGACAUGCACUAUACACAGGAAUGGGCAAAAAAUAAGUCUGUGUAUGUGUAUAUCCUAUCUAUCCUCCUGUCAACAUGUAUGAUUGUAGAUAACUUUUGUAAUUUAUUUUAAAGUCCCUUUGUAAACAAUUUUAACAUUGCUGACUUAAGUAAAUCCUAGUAGUAGAAUCAAGAAACAUCAAUCAAAUGCAACUGGGGGACACUGAGAAUUACUGGGUUAAAACCAACACAGACUGCACAGUUUUCAUUGGCAUAGACCUGGAUUUAAAUCACACAGUUGGGCACCAUUAUGCUGGAUUUGUGUGGUUCACAGUAAAAAAGCAAACGUGGCGUUGUGUAGAGUCUUCUUAAGCCAAUAUUGUGUGAUUUCUGUGUAAAAGAGGUUUUACUGUGUGUGUAGGCAGAAGCGUGCUGUUGUAUGAGUUAUCCAGGUUAAGGACUUGACAGGAAUGUGGUGAUGUAUAAAUUAGGUAGGAUACAAUAGAAACACACUCAUAAACAGAGAUCUUGAAAUUAUAACCUGCAAACUGUACACAGAAAGUAACCAUGGAAACACUGUCACAUUGUUGUCAACCUGGAAGGGGCUAAAUUUUAAAUAAGACAUGUCUGAAGUUGAGUUCAAGCAUCCUACCAGAGACAGUCCCAGUAGUGUAUCUGGUUUCAGGUCAGUUUCAGAUCGUUCUGUGUAAAGCUUCAGACUGAGGCCACGUGUAUUGCACUGUGGCCUUUGCAACAAUCAUCAGAUAUUCAUCCUCUUUACUAACUUUUACACCCUGAAAAAGGUUAUAGACAUGCACCCUGUUAACUUUUCUAUUUUUCUUCUUUAAAAAAUGUAAAUUUCUUACCUCGCUGUGGAAUCAAUUGACUAUAUUAUUAUCAUUAGAUUGAAAUAAAAUGUGAAAUCAAACUAACUUUAGCAAAAUGAAAUCUUCUACUCUCACUAAAUAACAAAAAAGAUCAUCUCAAGAGCAUCCAUCCAGGAUUAAAUGGAACAAUCAAAAGCAUAUUUAUGAAACAAACUUGUAGUCCCCAAUCACAAAAUGAGAGAAUGUGACGUCACUAUGACAUCAUCAUUUUUUAUUUUUUAGAUGAGACAACAGUCCUCCAGUGCCAUAGAAGACAAUAUACAACCAUUUUCACUUGCUGCAGAGGACUUAAUUGGUGGAUAAAUGAGAAACACUGCCCAUUCCUGCCUAUAGAUCAGCUCACUAAUACCGCAACAUAGACACAAAUAUACAUUAUUACCCAUACAGUACAUCAGUACACACUGACAUACAUUAUAUCUGAUACACACGUCUUUGCACACACACAUGCACAUAAUUUGGAAGCCAACUGGAAGAUGUGCCAAACAGACUGAGAACCAAUCAGAGCUCUCCGUGCUCAGCCAAUGGCAGCUGCUGAUACUGAAACCUGAGCCAAUAGGGAGCACUCAAUGCUGUAAAGUGGAUUAAAAAACUGAACAAAAACCUUUGUUGUAAUAACUUAACUGCACUGAUAAUGACAACAAAGAAGAGGAGGAUGAAGAACUAAGAGAGAAUGAAGAGAACGAUUGCAUGUCACUUUGAGUUUUUUCUUUCAGAUGAACUUGUCAGCCUGAAGCUUUGUGCCUGGCUGCAAUUUAGUGUUUAAUAAUGAUAGUAAUAAUUAUAUUAACAAUAUUAAUUGCAGUAUUAAUGUGGUUCUUGUUAUGUAUAGUGUAUGCUUUUAAGAACUCAAAUCAGCUAUUUCAUUCACCAGGAUUUUUUUUUUUUUUUUUAAUUUACUUUUUUGGAGCUGCUAGUUAGGAGCUAUCUGGUUAGCAGAAAAGCUAGAAGAAAAAAAGAUGUGAUAAAUGCCAGGUAAAGAAAAGCUGAAAAUGUUUUCUGCCUCCAUUUCCUCUCAUUGAUUCAUAGAUUUUUUCAUAGACCACAUGUGGUAAUUAUCACAAGAUUUCAUAGUGUUAUUAUCAAGUGAAAAUGAUUUACUGAGAGAAAUGUGGAAAUGAUCACUCUUCACUUCACUGACUUUGCCUCGGGUAUAACUUCAUUUUCUAUUAAACUCAUCAAUUUUGACUGAAAUGUUGUAAGUUGUGUGUGUGUGUGUGUGUGUGUGUGUGUGUGUGUGUGUGUGUGUGUUUCUAUAAGUGCAGCUCAAAGCCCCAACAAAGUAUUGAGUGUAUAAAUUAACAUACUUGUCAGAAGUUGGACAUUCCUGUGCUGUGUAUCCUUUUUUGUUUGAUGAUAUAAAAUAUUCUGAUAAUUUGAACUGCAUUUCUGAUUUUCAUGAGCUAUAAGUCAAAAUGAUCAAAAUUAAAACCAAAAAAGGCUUGAAAUAUGUCACUUUACAUGUACAUGAAAUGAAUAUGAAAUAAAUGGCAGUUUACAUUAAAUUAUGAACCAAAAAUAACUUUUUCACUAUAUUCUAAUUUUGUUUAUAUACAAAUCUCCUUCUCACCGACCCCCACAGUGAUGAUGAUGUCAUUGCUGUUAUAGAUCACUUUCUGAAGGUCCAUGAUGCAGACUUCUACAAAAAAGGGAUCUGUGUGACAUCACAGAUGGACUGAGUGUGUAAAUGUAGGAGUGAACAAAGCUGAAAAAUAAAUGUUCUUCUAAAACUGA